CUCAGGCGAGACUAGUCCAUUGUACAAGGCCCGUCGGCCCUUCGGCCCGAUUAUUAGCAGCAGACCUUCUCCUGGCACUGGGUUUGCUUACGGACAGGUCUGCUGCUAAUAAUCCCCAUCGGAGUAGGGGAACUCCCGGAGAAGGUAGGGGUUGUUCAUCAGUUCAUCGCGUCGCCGAGCAGGACCGCCUGAAUCCCCCUCCUCGUCUUCCUCGGCCUUCCCAGCUGCUCCGAUGGCGGCCUCCGAGGCUGAGCAGAAAGUCGUGGUGCACGUCCGCUCGGCCGGCAACGCGCCGAUACUGAAGCAAGACAAGUUCAAGAUUUCAGGACGAGAUAAAUUCUUGAGGGUUAUUGAAUUUCUUCGUCGACAACUUCAUCAGGAUACACUGGUAGGAAUAUAUAGUCGUGAAUUUGAUGCAAAUUUAAUCCAUGACACCCUUUCACUGACAGUUUUCUAUGUUGCCCACAGUUUGUCUAUGUCAACAGUUCGUUUUCUCCAAGCCCAGACGAGCUGAUAAUUGACUUGUAUAAUAAUUUUGCAAUAGACGGGAAGCUUGUGGUAAACUAUGCUUUAUCGGCAGCGUGGGGUUAAAAGAUUGGAUUUGCGGGAAGAAUCGAAUGGAUCGAAAACGCCGUUUGAAAUUUGACCGUUUUACUGUGUAUAGCUGGAGUUGUAGUUGGUCAGUCAAAGAGGCACUAGCUCUCACAUAUGUUGAUGAUGAAAGUAAAGGUUCUUGCGAGACUGCCUUUUCUGGCAUUGAACUGUCCAAGUGUUCUCUCUCUCUACAGUAUGUUUAUUGGUUCUUGAUUCA
Molecule: messenger RNA, 811 nt
Organism: Triticum aestivum (bread wheat)
Lineage: Eukaryota; Viridiplantae; Streptophyta; Magnoliopsida; Poales; Poaceae
Product: ubiquitin-like protein ATG12
Exons: 4
Coding region: 233-514 (93 amino acids)
Biological process (GO): autophagosome assembly; glycophagy; protein lipidation involved in autophagosome assembly
Cellular component (GO): cytoplasm; autophagosome membrane; phagophore assembly site membrane
Molecular function (GO): Atg8-family ligase activity
Source: RefSeq, a predicted model, not a curated record